Molecule: messenger RNA, 7072 nt
Organism: Gigantopelta aegis
Lineage: Eukaryota; Metazoa; Mollusca; Gastropoda; Neomphalida; Peltospiridae
Product: AP-2 complex subunit alpha-2-like
Exons: 24
Coding region: 125-3007 (960 amino acids)
Biological process (GO): clathrin-dependent endocytosis; intracellular protein transport
Cellular component (GO): AP-2 adaptor complex; membrane coat
Molecular function (GO): clathrin-cargo adaptor activity
Source: RefSeq, a predicted model, not a curated record
ACUAAGCAUGUUAAUGGCGGCCAUUUGUAGACUGUGAUACACCUACUAUCCUGCCAAAGUCACAAAAUAGGUUCCAUUACAUAAGACAAUUGCAAGAGGAUUAGCAGACGGUUAGUGAGACACGAUGCCUGCAGUCAAAGGAGAUGGCAUGAGAGGCCUUGCCGUUUUCAUAUCGGACAUUCGAAACUGCAAGAGCAAAGAAGCAGAAAUAAAGAGGAUAAACAAAGAACUAGCAAAUGUCCGAAACAAAUUCAAAGGGGACAAGACUUUGGAUGGCUACCAGAAGAAGAAAUAUGUUUGCAAGCUGCUGUUCAUCUUCUUGCUGGGUCAUGACAUUGACUUCGGACACAUGGAGGCAGUCAACCUACUUAGUUCCAACAAAUACACAGAAAAGCAGAUUGGUUACCUGUUUAUUUCUGUGCUUGUUGGAGCGAGCAGUGACCUCAUGAAGCUAGUCAUCCAGGCCAUCAAGAACGAUCUCUGCAGCCGCAACCCCAUCCACGUGAACCUCGCCCUGCAGUGCGUGGCCAACAUCGGCAGCCGCGACAUGGCCGAGACACUGUGCACCGAUAUCCCACGACUGCUCGUCUCUGGAGAUACGAUUGAUGCUGUAAAACAAAGUGCUGCCCUCACACUGCUCAAAUUGCUCCGCUCAUCUCAUGACUUGAUCCCCAUGGGCGAGUGGACGUCCAGGAUAGUGCACCUCCUCAAUGACCAACACAUGGGUGUUGUCACAUCAGCAGCUAGUCUGAUAGAGGCACUGGUGAAGAAGAAUCCGGAGGAAUACCGGGGUUGUGUGUCGCUGGCAGUGUCCAGACUAAGCAGGAUUGUGACAUCCUCGUACACAGAUCUUCAGGACUAUACAUACUAUUUUGUUCCCGCUCCAUGGUUGUCUGUCAAGCUGCUGAGGUUGUUACAGAAUUAUCCCCCUCCAGAGGACCCAAGUGUUCGCACAAGACUAUCCGAGUGUCUAGAAACCAUUCUGAACAAGGCCCAGGAGCCACCCAAGUCGAAGAAAGUGCAGCAUUCUAACGCGAAGAACGCUGUUCUCUUCGAAGCCAUCAACCUCAUAAUCCACAUGGAUAGUGAUCCUAACCUUCUAGUCAGGGCCUGCAACCAACUAGGCCAAUUCCUGCAGCAUAAAGAAACUAAUCUUAGAUAUUUAGCUCUAGAAAGCAUGUGUUUAUUAGCAACAUCAGAAUUCUCUCAUGAGGCUGUGAAAAAACACCAAGAUACAGUUAUAACAGCUUUGAAGACUGAGCGAGAUGUCAGCGUGAGGCAGCGGGCUGUGGACUUGUUGUAUGCGAUGUGUGACAGAACAAACGCUGAGGAAAUAGUUGGAGAAAUGUUAGAAUACCUUGAAACAGCAGACUACUCUAUCAGAGAGGAAAUGGUUUUGAAGGUUGCCAUCUUGGCCGAGAAGUAUGCCAUAGACUACACAUGGUAUGUGGACGUCAUACUGAACCUUAUCCGAAUAGCUGGAGACUAUGUCAGUGAGGAGGUGUGGUAUCGUGUCAUCCAGAUAGUAAUAAACAGAGAUGAUGUCCAAGGGUAUGCUGCCAAAACGGUUUUUGAGGCAUUGCAGGCUCCAGCUUGCCAUGAAAACAUGGUGAAAGUUGGAGGCUACAUUUUAGGUGAAUUUGGUAACCUCAUUGCUGGAGACCCCAGGUCUAGUCCCAUUGUACAGUUUCGGUUACUUCACUCGAAGUAUCACUUGUGUGGGCCAUCUACACGAGGUCUGCUACUCUCAACCUACAUCAAGUUUGUCAACCUCUUCCCUGAGAUUAAACCACAGAUACAAGAAAUGCUUCGCAGUGAUAACAAUCUAAGAAAUCCAGAUGUUGAAUUGCAGCAGAGAGCCGUAGAGUAUCUACAUCUGAGCUCUGUCGCCUCUCAAGAUGUUCUUGCAACAGUAUUAGAAGAAAUGCCUCCAUUCCCUGAACGUGAGUCGUCCAUUUUGGCGAAGCUGAAGAAGAAGAAGCCGGCGAGCAUCCCGGAGCAAUCUGAUCAGCAGAAGGAGCAUCGUCUGCCGGCUCCGCAGAUGGGCAACAGCACUACAGAACAACAACCGCAGCAGCCAGCGGCUGUACAGGUGACUGUUUCCGUGUCGACACCCAGCAGUACCGGGUCUGUGGAUCUGUUGGGAAUGGACACCUCGCCAGCUCCACCGUCUGCCAACACCGUUCCAGCAUCAUCUGGGUUUCUGGUGGACGUUUUCGACACGCUAGCUUCAAGUGUGCCCACGGCUACCACAACAAAUGGUCUCGAUAUCGACGGUCUGUCGGCUGCCAAUAAUGAAAACUUUAAAAAAUUUAUCACCAAAAAUAAUGGAGUAUUAUUUGAAAAUGACCUCCUCCAGAUUGGAGUGAAGUCGGAAUAUCGACAGAAUCUUGCACGGGUCGGCAUUUUUUAUGGGAAUAAAACUUCAUUCCAGUUCACAAGUUUCGUCAGCACUCUGAGCACUCCGGGCAAACUUACUUCUGCUCUUAGUGUGCAGCCGAAGCCGGUGGACCAGUUGGUUGAAGGUGGAGCCCAGGUACAACAGACGUUUAAUAUUGAGUGUGUUGAAGAGUUCACAGAAGCUCCCCUCCUCAACAUUAACUAUGUAUACAGCGGCGUGUUACAGAAACUAAACCUGAAGUUGCCGCUGUUUUUAAAUAAAUUUCUAGAGGCUGCUGAAAUGAACUCGGAAGCAUUUUUCGCCAGGUGGAAGGCACUGAGUUUACCCAAUCAAGAAUGUCAGAAAAUAUUUAAGGCUGAAUUUCCAAUAGAUGUAGAACAGAGCAAAGCAAAGAUUCUUUCCUUUGGCUUGAGUAUUUUGCAAGGAAUCGAUCCAAACCCAGAAAACUUUGUGUCAGCUGGAAUUCUUCAUAAUAGGAAUCAACAAAUUGGCUGUCUGGUUCGACUGGAACCUAAUCUGGAAGUGAAGAUGUAUCGGCUGACUGUCCGGUCGACAAAAGAUGCAGUGGCACAAAUUCUUGCCAACUUGUUGGAAGGAUUGUUUUAAGCGUGGACCACGUUGUUGGAGUGAAACACAUUUGUGGUUUGCUGUUGUCAUGGAGUUCUGGUGGGCAUGAAGAUCACUUGUUAGGCGUGUACACUCUUGGUUCCCGUCAUAUUGAUAAUCUGCCUGCCAAUGUUAAAGGCGUAUGAUUAAUUGUAAUCUGUGUUAAUAGUUGAGCAUUUAGUAAAGGAGGGUAGAAACACACUGCGUAAACUGUGACCAGUUUCUGUGUUACACAAAGUGUUGACUAUAUUGCAUGAUUGUUAUCAGUGGUGACAGAACAAAACAAAAUCAUUCCUAUUGACUGGUCUUUCGUUCUCAGUGUCGACUUCUUUGUGCAUUAGAGAUUUAAAAAUGUCUGCCUGCUUUGUUGGUAGGAACUUGGUCGUUGGCUGUGUGUUAAGGGGUGUUUUCUCUUGUUAGAAUGUUUGUAGUAACGACUUGUAGUAGUGACUUGAAUCAUAUCGUGUGGGAAGAUGUCAUAUAAUGGACAGAACUUGACGGGUAUGUUUUAACAUAAUUUGAUUGGACAUGGAACUUGCCAUUUGUAGUAGGGAAUAGAACAUGUUCUUAUUUCCUAGAAAAGUGGUUAUGAUUGCAGGGUUCACCCAUAUUAAUCUGAGCACUACAAGUCAUUACUACAAAACUCUUUAACAUAAGAACGCCUCUUUAUGUGCCAUGCCAUCUAGUCUCUUUAUGUUGACUAGAUUUUUUUUUUUUUUAAUAAUUUUUUUUAGAACGUUAAUUUGACAGUCAACAAUAAUUAUAUUAGUGAUGAAAGAGGGAUAAUCCCUAUUCAUACACCACACAAUUAUCUAGUUCUGCCAUGUGCAACAUUCACAAGGACCAGGUUUGAUUUUAUAUACUGUAAUUAAUUCCCCCUUUUAAAAUUGCCUCGUAUAUACCUAAUAGAUUUGUCCUUUUGGUGCAUACAAUGGUCAUGUCGGUUAUUAAAUACCUUGUAUUCAGAAUUGUUUACAUUUGACAGUACAACUAUAACAUAAACGUAUAAUCUGCGAUAGUAUUUAUGCUAUCGCAGAUUAUAUGUUUGUUAUAGUUAUAAAGCAGUUAUAAAGGUGGCUGUCCGUUCAAUUUUGAUAUAAUCUUUAGUUAUCCCCCCUGUUAAUGCAAAGUUGUAACAAUAAUGAACAGGGCCUCUCACAUUCUCGAUUUGACAGUGCGUGAACCCCUUGAAUUCAAAAUUGUUUACGUUUGACAUUACAGCUAUGACAAAAGUAUAAUCCAGGGGUGGGAAUUCUCCUCGGAUCAGCCAUUUUCCUCUCAUGGCACAUUGCGUUUCCUCACAUUUUAAUCGUCCUUUCCUCCAAAAUGGGUCAGAUGGCACAGAUUUUAACCUAGGAUUUCAAGAAUUUCUGGGACCCCUCUAGAUAUCCUCUUUUUAACAGUUCACCCAUUCCCAUCCCUGAUGGUCUGCAAUCGUGUAAUAGCAGUUAUAAUGGUGGCUGUCUGUUCAGUUUUGGUAUAAUCUGUAAUUAUACUCCCUGUUACUGAAACAGUUACAACAAUAAUAAACAUGGUCCCUCCCAUUCUUGAUCUCUCAUUAGUGGGUGAUCUCCCUUGGAUUCAAAAUGGGCUGGAUUUUCUGUCGUUGGUGACUUUUUCUCUAAUAUUACAAUAUGUACAAUACCGGUAUUCUGUAUUGUAUGAGUGGGUUGCCUGUGGUGCAUCAUAUUUCCAUUUUCAGGCUUUGGUGCUUUUGAAGUAAUUAAUACUAGUGUUAAGUAAAGUAACUGUAUAGUAAUGCAGGUAAGAAUUUAUAAUAUACCAGUUUAGCUCAAGUGAGGGAAAAAAUCCAGUAUGCUUGUAAAUACCAAUAUAUUGUAGAAUGGUAUAGGUAUGACAGUUUAAUAGAUAAAUAAAUUAAUAAUAUCUAAUAAUGUUCAGACAAAUGCGACAUUAUAUUCGGUUGUAUCAUACCAGUUUAUUAAAACAUGUAAACUUACACAGAAGGCACAAGUCGAUAUCAAGUUAAAAAUUCAGAAGAUUUUCAGUCAUGUAUAUUCUAGAAUUAUUAGUAAGUGAUAUAAAGGAAAUUCAUGUUAUUUUUCAUGAUAUAUUUUUGAAGGUUAGAAUAAUACCAAGGACGUUGAAAAAUUAACAUCAGUCAUCUGAAACAAAAUAAAAUAAAAUUGUUGAUACUGUGAAAUUACAAAUUUUAUUUAUAACCUGAGUGUUAUUGUUUAUGGUAAAUCUGUUUUGUUGUUAAGGGGUUUGUUAAUGCUUGCUUGUAAUAUUUGAUAAUUUACAUGAUUUUGUACAUUUUCGUAUAUAUAGAUCUAUAUAUAAACCUAUGUAAUAUAUAUAUCUGUAAAUUUAUUUUGUUUUGCUUAUUAAUAAACGGUGUUGCUAAAAAUAUGUUACAGAGAACACUGUUUAGUGAUGUGAUGUUAUCAUGUAGUGUUUAAGAACAAUUCCACUGGUUCUUGGUUUUCAAGACAAUUCCCGUAGGUUAGUUAGUGUGCAGGCUAGCUUAGUUUAGGAAGUAGAUGUGAAAUAGAAAUACCUUUCCAACCAGCCAGUCACCCAGUCUGUUUGAUUAAUAAUUAAAUUUCUGUUAUAUUCAAUACAAUUUAAAGGCAUCCCAUUGAUCCAGUCGUAGCAACACCUUUGUUAAUUUCUUGAUGAAUGUAAAAGUGAUAUCGGAGAACCUCAUAUAAGAUGAUGUCAUUUUAUAUUGGUAGUUUGUAUUAUUGAGCAUUAUUGUCCUAGAACCAAAAAAUAAUUGAAAACAAAAUGUGACUUUGAGUUUAUAUUAAUAAGUAUGUUUAAAAUUUAAUUAUAAGGGUUGCUUUCUGUUUCGUUUGGUUCAUCUGGGUAUGAACACAAAAAAGAAAAAGAAGCAUGGCAAACGUUUGUAUGAACAGCUUUGCUGAGUCACAGUUUGCUCAUGUUUGGUGUGUUUUCGAUUAUUUUUUUUUUUUUAAUACCUUGAUGAAGCUAAAAGAAAUAAUACAUUCCUUAUGUAGUAUUUUGAUUUAUUUAACUGAGUGAGUCAGAAAGAUUACAUAACAUGGUCACCAUAUUUGACUCCACUGUAAUUAACAGCACAUCUAGAUGUGUUUUCCCUAACUCGGUUAUGACCUAGUAGUAAAAUAAAACAACUUUGCUACGGAGAUGUAAAUACAAUUUUAUACAUUUUGUUAAAGUGGGACAUUGUUUAUUUAAAUUUUUUUAUUUGUAAAAAAAAUAUUUAGUUAUUAUUACAGACUGAUGUUAUAUUUGUAAGAAUGUUUUUCUCUGUCUUAUUUAUUUUUGCCUGUUUCUUUUCAUAACAUGGUUAUUGUGUAGAUAAUUCAUGGUGACCUCUUAAAACUAAAAUGUGCUGCAAGAUAAAAUUUUGAUGUAGGUUAAGUAAUUACCAUAAAGCUUAAUAAACAUAUCUGAUAAGCACAGCUCUUGUACAUUAUUGCAUUGUUCAAAUUUAAAUGUCAGUUUUUUAUUGGGUGUUGUCUGACAGCUUUUUAAAUCUAAUUGAAAUUAUUAUCAGAGUUAACCUUUUUUGUACAUGUAUAUAAUUUACAUUUGGUCAGUGUAGAAAAAGCUUUUUCCACUGCAGUUGUACGAAUAGUUUUGUUUAUGGUUUUCAGUGACAAAAGCACCAUUUAAAAAUAUUGUUUUGUUUUUGUUAUAUCUGAUGAGUAAAUUGAGCUUCUUCCUUUUCAUACUUUAUUAAACCAAGUUUAGGAAACGAUUAGAAUUAUAUAAUAUAUGUUAUUGCUGCAUAAUAUUUUAUGCAGUAUUUUGUUUUGUGUUUUCUUAUUGUGUGAGAGGCACAUGUGCAUUCAAGUAUGAAAUGAUAUAAACAUAUUGGAGGCUAGUUAUUCCAAGCAUCAUCUAAUUAACGUUUCACCGAAUUAGUGUAGUCGUUGGGUAUAGAGAUUAACAUUUACUUCAUGUGCAAUAUUUUAAGUCCAUUUUAAUUAAAUUAGAUGUAUAGGUAAUCAUGUUAGCUACUGUUUAGUUUUAUGCUGUAAAAUAAAUUGCUAACAGUGAUUUAUAUGUACAAUGUAUUGAAAAUAGAAUAAAUAAACUUCAACAUUUGCCAAA